GCGGUAAUUGGCUGAGAAACGUGAAGGCAUUUGAAUGUGCCUGUAUGAUGUGUUGGGUCUGGACGAGGCGGAGAUGAGAGCGGAGGACGGUGGGAGGCAGCAAGAUGGCGUACCAGACUUUCCGACAGGAGUAUAUGCAGAUACCUCCGGUGACCCGAGCCUACACCACAGCCUGUGUGCUCACCACCGCUGUAGUGCAAUUGGAACUCAUAACACCAUUUCAGCUCUAUUUUAACCCAGAACUGAUAUUCAGACAUUAUCAGGUAUGGCGAUUAGUAACAAACUUCCUCUUUUUUGGACCUGUUGGAUUCAACUUUUUAUUUAAUAUGAUAUUUUUAUACAGAUACUGCCGGAUGCUUGAAGAAGGAUCUUUCCGAGGUCGUACAGCAGAUUUUGUAUUUAUGUUCCUUUUUGGUGGUCUUUUGAUGGCUAUCUUUGGUUUGUUUGUCAAUUUAGUGUUUCUAGGCCAAGCUUUUACGAUAAUGCUUGUGUAUGUCUGGAGUAGAAGGAAUCCAUAUGUACGAAUGAACUUUUUUGGACUUCUGAAUUUCCAGGCUCCAUUCCUGCCCUGGGUUCUUAUGGGCUUUUCACUGCUACUGGGAAAUUCCAUCAUUGUGGACCUCCUGGGUAUUGCAGUUGGACACAUCUAUUUCUUUUUGGAAGAUGUGUUUCCCAACCAGCCUGGAGGCGGACGAAUUCUGAAGACGCCAUAUAUUUUGAAAGCAAUAUUUGAUACACAAGAAGACGACCCAAAUUACAACCCCCUUCCUGAAGAUCGUCCUGGAGGUUUUGCUUGGGGUGAAGGUCAACGACUUGGAGGCUAAUUAAUAUAAUGGACACUAGGAGGCGAACUUUUUUUUUAACACCUUCUGGAUUGCACAUUGUUUCUGUUACAGAGAUGAUGCUGCUGUUCUUAAAAAAAGGAAGCACUUUAUAAUCCACUGGCUGACCCAAGCAGACCUUCUCAUUUCCCCACCAGUGCCUCUCUGAGGUUUUGCUUGCAUUGAAGCUCUUGGAUCCACAAACUGGAACCUAAGUAGGUUCAGCAAGACCAUGCAGACCUGUUCAAUGCUUUUAACAGCUGCUUUCUAUUUUUUUUUUUCUUUAAUUCUUUGAUAAAGAACCUGUGUAUAACGACUUUGAGAUUCACAAGGAAUAUGAUGAUGUUUGUGACACUUAUUAUGUGAAGUGUAGCAAAACAUGUGACCCUGCAAAUUCCAUAUGGGUUGGACUGAACAAAAGAAACGAGAAAGCGGACUAAAACGGCCUUUCCUCUACUUUCAUUGGAGAAAAUGAUAUAUGCCAAUAUCCUUGUGACAUUAAUUUUUUUUUAUUAUUAUUAUAUAAGUCUACAUUCCAUUGUAAAACGGUGGCACAUGAAGUCUGGAAUGCUAUAUGAUUUAUAGGUUAUACUAUAAUUGGGUGUGCAGCAAAACAAAGGCAAAUAGUCAGUUUUA
Molecule: messenger RNA, 1457 nt
Organism: Nanorana parkeri
Lineage: Eukaryota; Metazoa; Chordata; Amphibia; Anura; Dicroglossidae
Gene: DERL2
Product: derlin 2
Exons: 7
Coding region: 105-824 (239 amino acids)
Biological process (GO): endoplasmic reticulum unfolded protein response
Cellular component (GO): endoplasmic reticulum membrane; Hrd1p ubiquitin ligase ERAD-L complex
Molecular function (GO): ubiquitin-specific protease binding; misfolded protein binding
Source: RefSeq, a predicted model, not a curated record